This is a messenger RNA of Bradysia coprophila, 1506 nucleotides long. Its product is annotated as retinol dehydrogenase 16-like. Gene Ontology annotation, cellular component: intracellular membrane-bounded organelle. NCBI's taxonomy places the organism in Eukaryota, Metazoa, Arthropoda, Insecta, Diptera, Sciaridae. Gene Ontology annotation, biological process: steroid metabolic process. Gene Ontology annotation, molecular function: oxidoreductase activity. The record is from RefSeq and is a predicted model, not a curated record.
UUCUCAGUUCCGAUUAAAAACUGGCAUAGACCGUACGUUAUAAUAAUACGCAGUCUUGCGGACGGUUGUGUUUGAUUCAUUAUGCAAGAUCGGCGAUAAACGUAUUGGUGUAGAAACGUGUUUAUCACAUUGUGGACUCUUCAAACUUUUUUUUUCUAAUUCCUAAUGUCAAACCGUUGAUUAUUGUCUGUAUAUCCAGCAAUUAUAUAAGUCUGUGUCGGUGGGUAGAUGCCUUUUUUUAGCGGAAUAGACGUUAAAUGACUAUAUUCAGAAAUUGGUCAACGGUUUCAACGUUUCCAAUCUUUUCUAUUCCAAUCAGUUGCCGUAAACUAUUCGAUUAGCUAUCAUGUAUUUCGCGAAAGUGAUACUGCAUCAGGUGAUUUUCAUCCAAUUUUGUUUGUGCAUUUACUUUUACACGGACCUUAGCACAAUUGUUAAGGUUCUGGCAUCGCUUCAGGCAUACGUUGCCAGUUAUUUUGUUGCAUUUUGGACGCUUAAGUUGAUAUACAAAUGUUCGUGCAUGAGAGUAACAGGCGACAACAAAUGCGUGUUGAUCACAGGAUGUGAUUCUGGAUUCGGACAGGAAGCAUCCAUUAAAUUAAACAAAUUGGGUUUCAAAGUCUUUGCCACUUGCUUGGAUCCGAAUGGCAAUGGUGCUAAACAACUUAUAUCAGAGGCUGCCGAUCCGAACAGAAUGGUUGUAAUUGGAAUGGACGUGACCAAAGACAAAGAUAUCGAAAAUGCAUACGAAACGGUCAAAAAGUGCAUGUCGAGCUCAGAAUGUUUGUUCGGUUUGGUCAAUAAUGCCGGUAUAGCCAUCGCAGGUGAGCUGGAUUUCGGACCGGACUUAUCGGAUUGCAAUAAAAUUAUCGAUAUCAAUCUGAUGGGAAUGAUCAAAGUCACACGGCAGUUCUUACCGUUAAUUCGUAAGUCAAAAGGACGCAUCGUGAACGUCGAAAGUUUGGCAGGAUUGUUGCCGAUGCCGUAUUCGAUUUUCUACGCGGUUUCGAAGACAGCCGCUGCCGGAUUCAGCGACAAUUUGAGAAUCGGAAUGUAUCGCUUCGGCGUUUCGGUAGUGUCGAUAAAUCCAUAUCUGUACCGGACAUCGAUAACCAACGCAAAAACGCUCAUAAAUCAAUACGAAAACAACUAUAAACAGUCGUCAGACGAAGUACGCCAGGCAUACGGUAAAAAAUUCGUACAACGGGGGAAAAUUGGCAUAGCCAUAACCAAUUUUGCAACGAAAUCAAGUGCUGUUCCAAAUACCAUCGUCAACGCAUUGACGGUUUAUGAGCCGGAUCCUCGAUACAUCGUUGCCCCCAAAAUAAUGGAACCGAUAUUGAGAUCGUUCUUGUGGAUACCCAAGGAAAGUCUGGAAGUUUUCUUUCAAAUGUCAUGUUGGAUUCUCGGUACACACCGAGUCUAUCCAGACAAUCUAGAAAAAUGAUAGGCGGCAGGCACGACUUGAGAAUGGGGAAAUAAAAUCAUAAAAUCGAGCUAGACGAA